Molecule: messenger RNA, 7092 nt
Organism: Lethenteron reissneri (Far Eastern brook lamprey)
Lineage: Eukaryota; Metazoa; Chordata; Hyperoartia; Petromyzontiformes; Petromyzontidae
Product: serine/arginine repetitive matrix protein 2-like
Biological process (GO): regulation of cell cycle; regulation of mRNA splicing, via spliceosome
Molecular function (GO): RNA binding
Source: RefSeq, a predicted model, not a curated record
GUCUGCGCAUUGCAUAAUUGAGCCCAAGUCUCCUGCCUCAGGCCGGACCCUCAACAACAAUGCAGGACAAUUGCUAAAACGCGACGAUUUGUACACAACGACGCACACACGCUCGCACCGUUGUACAGAGACCGCGGUGUUCAAGUUUAAGAAGUCGAAGUCGUCGUGAGGAGGCGGGCGCGAGUCGCCGCUUCUUCUCAACCCUCGCGGCUCCUCGGAGGCGAAGAUGGCGGACGCCGCCAUUCAGCCGACCCACGGCGCCAGUGCGCACAGCUCCAGGGAAGGCGAGGAUGUUAACGGCGACACGGAGGCUGCAGGGGAGAGUGGCGGCGGAGGUGGUGGUGGUAGCAGCGGCAACGUUGCAGCUGCCACAACUGCUGUGCCGGCAACAGAGGUGUCGGUAGCCGCAGGCAAAGGCUCCGCGGAGAAGCGCAAAGCGGAGAGCGGCGCCGACUCCUCCUCCUCCUCGGCGGAGGAGGAGACCGAGGAGGAGCCGCGCAGCCGCAAGAAGAAGAAGAGCCGCAAGAAGAAGCACCGGCGCAAGGGCAGCAGCCGCUCCAAGAAGUCCAAGAGCAAGGCCGACUCGGACAAGGAGGACCGCGGCAGCGGACGCAGCCGGCGCAGGAAGGCGAGCGGGGAGGCCACGGAGAUACCGGAGCCUACGACGAAAGAUUCACUGGCCGGCGGUGGUGACGGUGGGUGCUUGCAGGCGGUGGCGGCCGACGCGAAAGGCGGCGGCGGCGGGACCCGGGACGGCGCGGAAGGAGGAGCAAAGGAGGCCCGGGUGCGGUCGAGCGCCGUCGCCGACAGCGGAGGUGAGGAGGUGAGAGCCGGACAGGAGGUGACGGAGAGCGCCGGCCGUGCGUCGUCGGAGGUGGAGGCGGCGAAAGGCAAGGUGGCGGGGAGCAAGGAGGAGAUGGGAGGAGCGUCUCUGGGCGGUGCAGGCGCUGCGGCUUCGUCGGACCCGAGCGGCAAGGGAGUCCCGGAGAAGGAGCGCGAGGUGGAUCCGUCGGAGGUGCGACGUGUGGAGAACGGCGGGAGGAAGAACGGAGACGGCGGUGGCGCCGAGUCUACGGGAAAGUUGGGCGAGGCAAGUAGAGGGAGCCCGAAACGAGUCGUGGAGGAAAAAAGUAAGAGCGGCUCGGAGAACGAUGAGUCGGACGCAGACACCAAGAAGGGAAAGAACGUCAAGAACGCAGGUUCAUCUUCAGAGCUGGACUCGGACUUUGAAAUAACAGACGACAGUGAAAAUCCGGCCGUGUCGAUGCUUUCGGUGAUUGCGCGGCAUAUCAAUUCCACAGGGCAGCCAGGUGGGCGGCCGUCGACGGCCAAGGAGGGCGGCGCGAGGGGGCGUCCGCAGGCCGGCUCGCGAUCCGGCUCCGACGAGCGCAAGUCGAGGGAGCGGAGCGCGACCCCCGAGGUCCCCGCCAGGAGGCGGCCGACCCCCUCGCGCUCCCGCUCGCGACAGAAGUCUCCUUCUCCGUCGCGGGAGCGCCGGCGGAGAGGCUCCAGCCCCGUGGCCCCGCGCCGCCGCACGCGCUCCCGCUCGAGGGAGCGGCAGGCGAAGGGCUCGGGGCGGGACCGGCAGAGGAGGGACUCGCGGUCGGCCUCGAGGAACCGCAAGCCGCGCAGCCGCUCGCGGUCGGCCCAGCGGCCUCGCGACGUCCGCGCCAAGUCUCGCUCCGCGUCUCGCGACCGGCUCCGCAGGGGACGGGGGGGCCGCUCCGCGUCUCGCGAGCGGAACCGGCGCGAGCGGAACCGUUCGCGCUCCCCGUCGCCGCCGCCCCCGAGGAAUCGGGGCCUGCGGGCGAGGUCUCGCACGCCGUCCACCGGGAGGCGGGCGAGGGGGGCGAGGGCGGCGACGCCGCUGCUGCCGCCUUCUCGCGACCGUGGCCGGAGGCAGACGUCGCGCGAUCGAGGCCGGAGAGGGAAGUCCAGGUCGGUGUCGCGGGAUCGAACGCGGAGGCAGAAGUCGAGGACUUUGUCGCGAGAUCGCAACAGGAGAGCGAAAUCGAGGUCGGUGUCGAGAGAUCGCAUCCGAAGGCAGAAGUCAAGAUCAUUAUCUCGGGAUCGCAACAGGAGAGUGAAAUCGAGGUCUGCGUCGCGCGAUCGCAACAGGAGGGCGAAAUCCAAGACGCCGUCUCGCGACUUCAAUCGUAAACACAGGUCGAGAUCUGUAUCUCGCGAUCGCAGCAAGAGGGUUAAAUCCAGGUCUGUAUCUCGCGAUCGCAACAAGAGGGUUAAGUCCAGGUCGCCAUCUCGCGAUCGCAACCGUAGGCACAGGUCGAGAUCGGCGUCGCGCGACCGCACAAAGAGAGCGGUGAAAUCGAGGUCGGCAUCGCGCGAUCGCGGUCGUAAACACAAGUCGAGAUCGGCGUCGCGCGAUCGCGCCAAGCGAGUGCUCAAGUCGAGAUCGGCGUCGCGCGAUCGCAAGCAGAAGGCGAGAAGCGGGUCUGCGUCGCCGGGCCGCGGCGGGAGGUCCCGCUCCGCCUCGCCGGACGGUGGCAAGAAGGCAUCCACGGAGGAGAGCGACGUCGCUGCAAGGGGCGCCGAGGCUCGCUCUCGUUCUCACUCGCCCGGCAAGGAGUGCCUCAAAGUGGAGGGAUUGAAGAUUGAACGCGCUGAUGAGGGAGUGGUUGAAGUGGGGGGGAAGGUGGUAAAGGCGGAAGCGGAGGAAGCUGGUGUGGAACGGCCGAGUGGAGGGGAGGCUGUGGCGAAUGAUGUGGCGAAUGAUGUGGCGAUAAAGGUGGAACCCGGUGACGGCUCGACAAAUGAUGGCGGAGGAAAUGCGGGAAAAGCGGAGGAUGUGAAGCUUCAGAUUUCCGUCGGAAACGACGAUGUGAAGAAGCCACUUGCUGGAGAAAAAGAUGACACCUUGGACCCACACAAGGCAGCGGGAGUCGCGUCAAAUGAUGCCACCGUAAAAGAAGAAGAUUCCUUUUCGAAAGAUGAAGCACCUAAAGAUACUUCGCCGAUUAAAACCACAGAAGCCGUAUCUGUCUGCAAAGAACCAAAAGAUUCUUCCGAUACCGAGGAGUCAAAAUUGUCUGACCUCACCACGGCGUCGACGGACGAUCGUCUUCCGGGAGAGGCCGCCGAUACGAGCAAGGAAGCUGAGAAACGCAAGAGGGACUCCGGCUCUGGCAGCCGCUCGCCCAAGCGGCGUCAGGAGUCGCCGAGCCCGCGCGGCGCGGCCGUGCAGAGGAAGCGUUCGCGCUCGGACUCGAGGCACAGGACGCCGGCGGACUCCGCCCGUGCCGGCGAUCGGAGCGACGCCACGAAGGGCCGCUCUCGUUCCCGCGACCGCAAGAGGAGGGAGUCGGCUGAAAAGAAGCGCAGGAGCCGCUCGCGCUCGCGGGAUCGCAAGGAUGCGGCAGCCGCUCGGCCGCGGGACGCGAGGCGGAGGUCGCGCUCCCGGGAGGCCAAGAGGAGGUCGGCGUCUCGAACGCGAGAUGCCAAGAGGAGGUCGGCAUCCCGAUCCCGGGAGACCAAGCGCAAAUCCCGCUCCCGAUCCCGGGAAGCCAAGAGGGUAUCGGUGUCCCGUUCUCGUGACGUGAAGAAGAAAUCCCGAUCCAGAUCCCGGGAAACCAAGAGGAAAUCUCGAUCCCGAUCGAGGGAGGUGAAGAAGCGGUCGGCGUCGCGGUCGCGCGACGCCAAGCGGAGGUCUGUGUCCCGGUCACGGGACGCCAAGCGGAGGUCUGUGUCCCGAUCGCGGGACGCCAAGCGGAGGUCUGCGUCCCGGUCGCGCGACGCCAAGCGGAGGUCGCGAUCGCGGUCCCGGGGUCUCCGCCGGAGGUCUCGCUCGCGCUCGAGGGGGGCGAUCGCACGCCGGCGCCUGGGCCGCUCCCGCUCCCCCCGCGAAGGGACGCGACGCGCCGCGCGCUCGCGCUCCCGCGGGGCAAAGCGAGCGUCGCACGACGACGCCGCCGGGGGCAAAAGGCGGCGCUCGCGUGACAAGUCCGACAAAGAGGCGGGCGACGGCAAGGCAACGGAGGCGGCCGCCGCCACCGACGCCGGCGGUGCCGGUGCCGGCGCCGGCGGCGACGCCGAGAAGAAGGCGGCGGGAGAGGAGAAGGCGCAGGAGGGGCGCCGCAAGUCGCGGUCGAGGUCGCGAGGCCCGGCGCGGCGCGGGUUUCGGGUGAGCCCCUUCAGGAUGCGACGGCGGAGGUCGCCGAUGAGGAGGAGGGAGCCCAGCCUGUCGCCGCUGCGCCUCUCCGAGGAGGACAAAGCUCAGCUGUUGGAGAUUGCUCGGGCCAAUUCGACGGUGGUGAACCCUAAGGUGAGCGUGGGCAUCAUGAACUCCAUCGGACCGGCCGCGGCGCUCUUGCCGCUCAUCAUGAACCAGCCGCCGCCGCCUCCGCCGCCACCUCAGCAGCCGUACCAGCCGUCGCCCAAUUCCCCUCCCACGCCGAUCCCCCUGGCGGCGCUCGCCAUCCAGCUCGCCAACCAGCAGGCGCUGCCCACCGGCCACAUGGGUGGAGGCGGAGGAGGAACAGGAAUGGGCAACCCCUUCCCGUUCGCGGCCAUGUUCGGUCACGGCGGCAUGGGCGGCAUGGGCGGGAUGGGCAACAUGGCCAGUAUGGCCAACAUUGCCAACAUGGCCGGCAUGGCCAGCAUGGGCGGCAUGUGCGGUAUGGGCACUAUGAGCAGUAUGAGCAGUAUGAGCAGUAUGGGUGGUGGUGGCGGCGGCGGCGGUGGCGGUGGCGGCGGCAACAACAACCAGCCGGACUUUGAGAAGCUUCGAGCAGUGGUGGCCGGAGUGAACAAGGACCACAUGAUGAACACGAUACAAGAGUUGACGCAGCGUUGCCAGAUGAUCGCGGACAGUCUGGACGAUGACAAGCCAGUAAACGUGCCCGUGACGUCGGACGAUGAGGGUGACGAGGAAACGAUCCCGCAGAGUACGGAGGGCAUCCAUCACCCUUUCAAGAUCAAGGACAAGUCUGACGAGUACACGGUCACUCACUACGUUCAUUACAAGAGGCCGGACAAGGACUCGUAUGUACCACAGAUCUGCUACAAGUAAGAAGUGGACAACUGUGGAGCACAUUUUUUUUAAUUCCCGACAAGAUACAUUUAACUUUUUGUUAUAUUUCAGUUUUUUUUUAAAACGUCUCGUGGCCCUGUACAAACCUGCUCUUUGUAAUUUAGUAGCAAGAUGGCUAUUUAAGCCUGCCACCCAACAGUCAGGGUGGAGCACACAAAUCAUUGCCACUCCUGGGAGAGCGAGUCAGAUGGACGCCACAAAUUAUAACUCGUGAAACAGACGCAAAAUUCUUGGCCACGCGGUUGCCGUGGUAAAGAAAAAAAAAGUUUAACUCGUGAGCAAAAAAGUUGCGAAUCACAAAUCCCAUUUGGGGGGUUUAAUUCCUCAUCUUUGUCAAAUCAUCACCCUUGGAUCAAUGAAGUGAGUAGCACCACUCUGUAGGAUAUACACAGCAGUGCUUAUAUCAAGAGACUGGUCCUCAAGCCCGAGGAAUGUGGAAUUUCGACCUGUGGAUCUGGGCUGGCAGUGCCCAUGAGCGGUUGCCCAUCGCUGCUGGAAUGUUAUUUCGUCUAAUCGACGAAAGCACGCCCCCUUGUAAGGGUUGUCCGUACCGAGCCCAUCGUCCUGACUGACUUGCUUAACGGGUAGACGCAGCUUGAAACGCGCGCGCUCGCGCCGAGUUGUGUUUACAGCCCUCUCCUCCCCCUUUUAUCAAUCCACUCGCAGACGAAUACGCACCCUCCUCCCCACGUGUCGCGUCGGUCGUGGGCCUUACCAGUCGGUCCGUCCGUACGGGGGUUGUUGGCCACCGCCGAGAAUCAAGUUCGGAGUCGCCGGGGUUCAUAACGCCGCGGCGUUCUGCCAAACGCUGCGUCGUCCCCUCCCGCCGACUAAACACGAGUCUGGUGUCCUUUUUGCUUUGGCUACGAAUCGGCGAUUGGUUCGCAGCGGCGUGACGGUCAAAAUGCGCUCCUUGUAAAUAAAAGCAAGAGAGAGGCGACAGUGGUUCACCUUUCUGGACCAAGAGUUCACUUUUGCGUUAAAAAAAACUAAUCCCAUGGCAUGCGCAAACUUCCAUUGCUUUAACAUGGCUGGAUCCCACAAUUGCACCGGCACACGUGGUUGUGUGGCUCUCGUGCCGGCUCCUACAAUGCACUGCAAGUCGCGCUGGGGAGUGGCGGUGCCACUGCAGAUCGUGGCUUUAAAACCUUUUUUUUUUGCCACGAGCAAACCUCCGGCCUGGUAGCAGGGGUGGGGGGGGGGGGAUCAUUCGACGCGUCGCCCCAGGCUUUGCAAAAUCGCAGCCAUGUUCAGGUUUUACCUUCCUCUAAACGUUGACCGAGACGGGCACGCGCGACAAUUUGAUCAGUGUCCCCGGAAAGGCCUCGUAACCACCCCCACACAGUUCCCGUUUAUUUCUGAAGACAACCCACGCUCGCUAGCUUCAUUUGAAUGUUUACAGUCGAUUUUUUGGUAGUUUUAUUGUAACGUCUCCCCCCACAGAAUGGCCGCGCAAUAAAUUUAAUUAUUCUUUUCUCCACUUAACAGAAGCCCACUCCGGCUUUAUUAACUCUUGAGAUCGUGUGGAUUAUCAGGUUUUACAGAACGCCCCUGUCAACGGUCAAUGUCUCGACGAUAACCGUUUGCGGCAGAUUGUGUUGAGAAGAGCCCGGCCGUUGAAGGGAACGUGGCAUUGUUGCAGAUGAUUUACUUAAUUGUUAAUUUUUGUACUUGAUUUAAAAGGUGAGGGCCCGAGUGGAACGGCAUUUUAUCAUUGUUCGGCAAGUGUAUGGGGAGCUUUGAGUAUCGGUGACCCCCACCACACCUUGUUGAAGGACCCAUGAUCGGUCCCAUUAAUUUGUUCUCAAGGUUCCUCAUCCGGGACCUCCGCUCAGUCUGAAAUUAGCUUCUCGUUUUGGCCGUUUUACUGUUUUUAAACCUUCGAUUAAACCUCACGGUUGGCAACAAUUGGAUAUGCUUAAAUUUUGAUUUAAAGCUUUCGUGACUGCAGGGAUUCAUCUUCUUGGUUCUUUCUGUAAAGUCACGUAGAAGGGAAGUAAUAAAAUAAUAAAAAUUAAACAUAAUAAAAUUAUUCUCACGACGUU